Molecule: messenger RNA, 4574 nt
Organism: Candoia aspera
Lineage: Eukaryota; Metazoa; Chordata; Lepidosauria; Squamata; Candoiidae
Gene: DENND2B
Product: DENN domain containing 2B
Exons: 21
Coding region: 467-3841 (1124 amino acids)
Biological process (GO): positive regulation of ERK1 and ERK2 cascade
Source: RefSeq, a predicted model, not a curated record
GCCGUACUCCAUAGCCCUGGCUGCAGCGGGCUGGUCUGGUCUGGUCAGGCGGCCGUAGAAGCCAACUCGCCGCCGAGAGCAGGUUUCUUUGUUGGCAACCGGUGGGGGGUGGCUGAUUCCCAUUAAUCUCCCGCACUGGCCCCUGCCGUCUCCGUUUCCUGUCUUUGCAUAUUUCUCUGUCUCCUCGCGCCCCUCCCCCUCAGGCUCCUCCACCAAGAGCGAGCGACGGAGAGACCGGGGGAAUCUGCCUCUGGCCAGGGAAGCGGUUGGAAGUGAGGCGUCCCGCGAGCUGCUUCCGCAGCUGGAAGCGACGCCUGCCUUCUCUCGUGGCGCGGGGCGGGAGCCGCCUAGAAGGAUGAAAGAAUACCAGAUAUUCAGCUUGGUGACAAGGAAGAUCUUCAGACAUUAAGGGACCUGCAAAAAACAGAGUUAAGCCGUAAGGUUUCCAGAUUUAGAGAGAGCAGAAAUGACCAUGACUGCCAACAAGAAUGCCAAUGUCACCAAGAGAGCAGGAGGAAAUAAGGUAUCUCGGGAUACUCUAGAACGGUGUCAGUCAGUGUCUCCACCACCCCUUCUGUACCAACAAAGAAGCCCCAAAACAUAUCCACUCAGUGAUAGUGAGGAGUCCUGCUGUUCUGGCAAUUUCACCAAAGUUUCCAAUUCCAGAGUCCUCCUUAAAGAUCACUCUAAGUGGGGAGUUGCCUUGAGAAGUACCUCCACUUCCCCCUCAGAUACUGAAUCUCCACAUCAUCCACUCAAAGCCAUCAGCAUUGGAUGCCUGGAUAAAAGGCUCUCUGUCUUCCAGGGAGACGAACAAAAGGAGGUAUCCAACGAGGCUCAGGAUGGCGAAGGAGUAGGCACCCGUCAACUUACGCGGAGCACUCUCUCCUUGGGAACAGCAGCCAACCUACGUAACAUCUCUCUCAGCCGGGUCAGUGUUCAUUCACAGGCUCUUGAUAUCAGGCAGAAGAUAUCAGAAUGGGAAUGCCGCAAACAGCCUUCCCCUAGAAUGAGUGUGUGCUUGGACAAGAGGGAUGUUAGGGAGCGGUCAGGCAGUGAGAGCUGCCCUAGUAUGUUGCCUUCUCCCUGCAGUGAGAAGACAUUUGAAUAUAAAGGCUUCCAGAGGAUGAGUAGAACAUUUUCUGAAUGCUCCUACCCAGAAACAGAGGAGGAGGAAUUUCUGGACAGAGAUUCCUGCCACCGGUUUGAAAAGCGACUGAGCAGGAGUGAGUCCACCAAUGCCUUUCUCAAGGGGGCUCGGAAAGAAAGCUCAGCUGUCCUAAACAGAAUCCAGAAAAUUGAACAGGCCUUAAAAGAACAACCUGGCCGAGGACUUCCUCAGUUGCCAAGUAGCUGCUAUAAUGUGGAUAGCGGCAGAAAGAAGUCUUUGACUUUGGGGCUUUCAGAGAGCUUGACUGAGAUUGCAAAUGAUAGCAAAGCAGGGAACAUUACUUGUGGGAGUAACCUGGAGACACCCACGGAGACUGACAAAACUAGUAAAAUGCUGCAUGGGCUAACUACCAUGGUUAGUUCUUUUAGUCCUAAGCUGCUUCCGGAGAGCCUGGCAAACACAGCAGUAAAUCCUGUGCCCAAGCCCAAACGCACCUUUGAGUAUGAAGCUGACAAGAACCAUAAGAGCAAAUCAAGCAACGGACUACCUCCUUCAUCAGUGGCUGCUGUUCCUCCCCCUCUUCCAUCAACUCCUGCUCCCCCUGCCACCCGGAGACCGAAAAAAGAGUCGCGCUUUCACAGAAAAUCCCCAAAUAGAAAAUCUUUUGAAUUUGAAGAUGCUUCAAGCCUCCAGUCAUUGUAUCCUCCCUCCCCAAGUGAGAAUGGUACUGACAGUCAGCACAAGUUUGGAUCUAAGAGCACUUUAGAAGAGAAUGCCUAUGAAGACAUUGUAGGAGAUUCACCCAAGGAAAACCCAUAUGAGGAUGUGGAACUGAAAGCCCGUAAUGCAGGCCGAAAAUCCCAGCAGCUCUCCGAAAGUUCCCUAGAUUCUUUGCACAGGAUGUGGAGUCCACAGGACAGGAAGUACACAACACCUCCGCAGCUACCUUUAAAGCCCAGCAGCCAAUCCCUACGAAUUGGAAACUGGUCAGACAGGAAAAGCCAUCGCCUGCCACAAUUACCCAAGAGGCACAGCCACAACGAUAUGCUGCUGCUGGCCCAGCUUGGCAUCACUUCUUCUCCUUCUAGCCUGAAUGAGGAUAGUUUGAGUACUACAAGUGAACUUCUGUCCACACGCAGGGUUCGCAGAGUCCCAAAGCUGGUACAGAGGAUCAAUUCUAUCUAUAGUGCAAAAAGAGGGAAAAAAAGAUUGAAGAAGCUUUCAAUGUCCAAUAUUGAAACAGCAUCACUGAGAGAUGAAAAUAGUGAGAGUGAGAGUGAUUCAGAUGAUAGAUUUAAAGCUCAUACCCAACGGCUUGUCCACAUCCAGUCAGUGCUAAAGAGGGCUCCUAGUUACCGAACUUUGGAACUGGAGUUGAUUGAAUGGCAGGAACGUGAACUGUUUGAGUCUUUUGUGGUGGUUUCUCUUAAGAAGAAGCCCGCUAAAAACACAUACCUUCCUGAAGUCACAUAUCAGUUUCCAAAGCUAGAAAGACCCACAAAACAAGUUCGUGAAGCUGAAGAGCGACUCAAAGCCAUUCCUCAGUUUUGCUUUCCAGAUGCUAAAGACUGGAGUCCAGUAUCCGAAUACAACAGUGAGACAUUCUCUUUUAUGCUGACUGGAGAAGAUGGCAGCAGAAGGUUUGGCUACUGCAGGAGAUUACUGCCAAGUGGAAAAGGACCACGCGUGCCUGAAGUAUAUUGUGUCAUCAGUCGCCUGGGUUGCUUUGACUUAUUUUCCAAGAUCCUGGAUGAAGUUGAAAGAAGGAGAGGAAUAUCUGCUGCUCUGGUUUAUCCAUUUAUGAGGAGCUUGAUGGAGUCACCUUUCCCUGCACCUGGAAAGACAAUCAAAGUCAAGACCUUCUUGCCUGGAGCUGGAAAUGAGGUGAUAGAGCUUCGCCGACCAAUGGACUCUCGGCUGGAACAUGUGGACUUUGAGUGCCUUUUCAAGUGUCUGAGUAUACGACAGAUCAUCAGAAUCUUUGCUUCACUCCUGUUGGAGCGGCGAGUAAUCUUUGUAGCAGAUAAACUCAGCACCCUCUCCAGCUGCUCUCAUGCUGUAGUGGCUUUGCUAUAUCCCUUCUCAUGGCAACAUACCUUCAUCCCCGUCCUCCCAUCUUCCAUGAUUGACAUUGUCUGCUGCCCAACUCCAUUUCUGGUUGGAUUGCUGUCAAGCUCACUGCCCAAAUUAAAGGAGCUACCUGUGGAAGAGGCUUUGAUGGUGAACCUUGGAUCUGAUCGUUUCAUCAGACAGAUGGAUGAUGAAGACACUCUUUUGCCUCGGAAAUUGCAAGCAGCUCUGGAGCAGGCCCUAGAGAGGAAAAAUGAUUUGAUAAACCAAGAUUCAGACAGUGAAUCGGAUGAGGAAUGUAAUAAUACCUUAAAUGGACUAGUAUCAGAAGUUUUCAUCCGUUUCUUUGUGGAGACCAUUGGACACUAUUCCCUUUUCCUAACGCAAAAUGAAAAGGCUGAGCGAAUGUUCCAGAGGGAGGCUUUCCGCAAAUCAGUUGCUUCAAAGAGCAUCCGUCGGUUUUUAGAAGUUUUUAUGGAAUCUCAGAUGUUUGCUGGCUUUAUCCAAGACAGAGAACUGAGAAAAUGUAGGGCAAAAGGUCUCUUUGAACAGAGGGUUGAACAGUAUUUGGAAGAACUUCCAGACACAGAACAAAGUGGAGUAAAUAAAUUUCUACGAGGCCUUGGAAAUAAAAUGAAGUUUCUUCAUAAGAAGAAUUAAUUCCUUUCUAAUGAGAUAUGGAUCCAAAGACUAUUUAUGACACUGGGCACCGAACACCACCUGCAGCUUUUCCGAUGCUAGUGCUGGAGGGCACAGAAUGAGCUGCUCACAUGUUUAAGUGGCUGCAAAUUGAAUUUUAACUGUGUGCCAGCAAAAAUAAUGUAUUUGGUAGAGAUUUGUAAAUAAUACACUAUGCUGUAAGCAUUAACAAUUUUGUUUUUGUAAUGAGCAGAGACAACUGUGGUAAUGUUUGUAUAUUCCUGAAAAACAACAGGUGCUUUUUUCUUUAUUAGGAACUGAGUUAUGCUUGGUGCAAACUGAAUGGUGAAUUAUGUGCAGCUGACUGUCUCAGCAGAACCACUGACUCUGAAGGAUGUUUGUUAGGGCUGUGCUGUACUAUGGAAGUGAAUGAACACCAGUGGGGGAAUUUAGGGGUGGGAGAAUCUGAAAGAGGACUGAUUUUUAUAUGACAGAGUUUAUAUUUUUCUUUAGCUUUUCUUCUAAUUCGUUUUUUCAAGAAAAAUAGCCUUUUGUUUUGCAAUAAGGUACUUGAUUCACACUCCCAAAUGAUCUGGUUUAUUUUGAAUGGUCAGUAAAUUGCAAUGCAUUCUGCAAUAUAAUUGCUAAACUUGGAGAAAUCUUUGGCCUUUUGACACCAUGGUGGCGAAUGACUAGGUACAUUGCAUCCUUUUCUAGUGUAUGUUUUAUUUCUAAUAAAUUGUGUAAAUACUUG